Molecule: messenger RNA, 1306 nt
Organism: Orbicella faveolata
Lineage: Eukaryota; Metazoa; Cnidaria; Anthozoa; Scleractinia; Merulinidae
Biological process (GO): axon development; positive regulation of transcription by RNA polymerase II; sensory organ development
Cellular component (GO): nucleus
Molecular function (GO): DNA-binding transcription factor activity, RNA polymerase II-specific; E-box binding; protein dimerization activity
Source: RefSeq, a predicted model, not a curated record
AUUAUCUGUUGAAAUCGUUCUCUUUAUUUCAGACUAAAAUGGAAGAUAUCUUUCACGGUGGUUUUUACAGUGAAGCGGCUUUUGACAACGCGUUUACGGUGGACGCCUUGACUCCGGAGAACCGUUCCGGGUUUGGCCUUACCGAGCAGCAAUUGAACUCGCUUGUCAAAUACAGGGAGGUCGAUUACCCUUCGACAGCCAACACUAUGCGAUACCACGAAUUAUCCGCAUACCCGUACGAGAAAAUACCGGAAGGCCAGACUUCAAGUGAUAUGCUCCAAAACGGAACAACAACUGGGUUAGAAGUAUUGGACGAACUCUGUUUGUCGAGUAACACCUUGGAUGAUACACGACGCUCGGAAGCACCACAAAUUGACGGCUGCACGAGGCAAGGCCGCGGACAGCCAUUGAAAAAAAUGCGGCGCCUUCGUGCGAACGACCGCGAGAGAAGAAGAAUGAGAUCGCUGAAUAGAGCGUUAGAAAGCCUAAAAAAAUGUCUACCCGUGCCGCAGAGUAAACGGCGGGUCACAAAGCUGGAGAUCCUCCGGAUCGCUUGUAAUUACAUCCGAUCGCUUUCCGACACUCUGAGCGAAGAUUCGCGAAGUAACGACAGCCCAAGCCGAGGAAGAAAGUCGAGAUCCCGCGGGAUUGCAGGUGAUCCCGUUGUAAACGGGUUUUCCGUAGCUCAAAGGCUAGAGAUUCUAUCUGGAAAUAACACAAACCGCAUUUAAAGGGACGAAAUUCUUAUGUUUACCUAAUGACUGUCUAUAGUUUGCAUACGUGUUUAAUUAAAUAACUUUGUUUUGAAUUAAACCAGAGAUGGUCGAGUCUGUUCUGGUAAACAAGAAUGCUUUUUAUUAUUGCUCAUCUUCACAAAACAUAAGGUGUGUUUUUGCUUCUUUUUUCUCAAUCAAAAACACACCGCGAACACUCGCGAGUCUUCGCGAAAGGCGCUAGUGACGUCAUCUUGCUGACGCCAGAAGAAAUCGUCUUGUUGCUAAGUAACUACUUCUUUGACUAAAACCGCUGGUUAAUUUAAGUUCACUAAAUUAGUAUAUCUAGAAGUUCGCCUAUAAGACCCCUUUUACGCACAUAUACAUCGUAUCUAAUUCAUUGGAACUUAAUCCAUGACAUUAUAUAUUUUUAUGACAUUAUUUUGUCCUAAAUUUUAAAUGUAGUGGCGAAAAUAUACCGUCUUUAAACUGAAACCGUAAUCGAAGAACACGGCGCUUGGCUGUUCGUUUUGUUGAGUGGCUUUGCAUAUUAUGUAAAAAAACCCCAGUUAAAACUGGCAUCUAUAUUGAUA